CAAAAAAGAUUAUUAUUUUCCCUUUGCCGUAUAGUCUAGUCAUCAUCCUGGAUCCUCUAAAAGAAUAAGAAAAGAAAAGCGACUGAGUCAUCCACUUAUUCAUUCAUAAAGUGUUCAUAAACAAGUUGGCGAGUUAUCAUGACCAUCCAACAGCAGCUCAUUUUGGCUCCAGACGAACAUGGACGAAAUUAAAAGAUCGCUGUUAUUGGCCAAAGAUGCGUGAAGAAGUUGAAAGUUAUAUUGGAUCAUGCGAGAAAUGUGCCAAGUUCAAUAUCAAACGAACAAAGCCACCCGGCAAACUCAAUUCGAUCAUGCCACCAGAAGGAUCGAUGGAAUUGAUUGGGAUGGAUUUUUGGGGACCAACCAGACAAGAAUCAGCAAAUGGCAAUAAAUACGUACUGGUCAUAACCGAUUAUCUGACAAAAUUCGUGGUUGCGAAGGCGUUACCCAACAACACGACCCAAACAGCUGCUCAAGUAUUUGUUGAAGAAUUCAUAUUUAAAUUUGGUGUGCCAAAUCGGCUUAUUACCGAUUAA
Didymodactylos carnosus is the source of this 536-nucleotide messenger RNA. The record is from the annotation of a GenBank genome assembly. Lineage: Eukaryota; Metazoa; Rotifera; Eurotatoria; Philodinida; Philodinidae.